AAACAAACAUCCUUUUUUGAGGUUCAGUCAGCGGCCUCGUUUGAAAUCCGGCGAACGAAGAUUAUAGAGUUGACUCUAUAAUCUUUGCUGGCGAAAAGUUUGCUUUUCUACACGUGAAAAGUUUAAAAGACAAAAUGGGUGCAACGAAAAAACAAAAGAAGGCGAUUGAGAGCAUUAACAGCAGACUUGCCUUGGUGAUGAAGUCAGGAAAAUACUGUUUAGGAUACAAGCAAACCCUGAAGACUUUGAGGCAAGGUAAAGCCAAACUUAUAAUAAUUGCCAAUAAUACUCCACCCCUCAGGAAAGGUGAAAUUGAAUAUUAUGCUAUGUUAGCAAAAACCGGAGUACACCAUUACUCUGGCAAUAAUGUUGAACUAGGAACUGCCUGUGGAAAGUAUUUCCGUGUGUGUACCAUGUCCAUUACUGAUGCUGGGGACUCUGACAUUAUCAAAUCAUUGCCUACUGGAGAUGGAGCACAGUGAUUCUCAAGUUAUAAUAUAAUUUGAAUAAAACCCUUUUUCACUAA
Molecule: messenger RNA, 526 nt
Organism: Coccinella septempunctata (seven-spotted ladybird)
Lineage: Eukaryota; Metazoa; Arthropoda; Insecta; Coleoptera; Coccinellidae
Product: 60S ribosomal protein L30
Exons: 1
Coding region: 135-482 (115 amino acids)
Cellular component (GO): cytosolic large ribosomal subunit
Molecular function (GO): structural constituent of ribosome; RNA binding
Source: RefSeq, a predicted model, not a curated record